AUGGCGAUGAAAUGGUUUAACGGCCUCAAGCCGAACUCCAUAAAUUCCUUUAAGCAGCUAACCCAGGCCUUCGGCUCUCGCUUCAUCACGAGCAGUAGGGUUCCUCGGCCCUUGGAUUCCCUCAUGUCCUUAUCCAUGCGAGAAAGGGAGACACUGAAGGCUUACUCGGAUAGGUGUUGGGAGAUGUAUAAUGAGAUAGAAGGCAAUUAUGAUGACGUUGCCAUCAGUACCUUUAAGAGAGGCCUGCCGACCGAACACGGUUUAAGGAAAUCCCUGACCGGGAAACCGGUCACCAGCCUACGCCAGCUCAUGGACCGAAUCAACAAGUACAAGAGGGUCGAAGAGGACCAGCAGGUGGGUAAGGGUAAAGCGAAGGUUGUCCCUCAGGAGAGGAGGGACUUCAGGUCAGACCGAUUUAACAACAACAAUCGGCUGAGAAGAGAUUACACGGAGCAACUUGAAUCCGCCGGUGCUCAGGUAGUCCACGCUGUGUUCCGCGAUCCCUUACAUAAGAUUUUGGAGAAAAUCAGGAACGAACCAUUCUUCAAAUGGCCAAAUAGGAUGGCAAGUGACCCCACGAAACGCAACCAGAACCUGUAUUGUCAGUACCACCAAGAACCAGGACACACUACCGAUGACUGCAGAAAUCUGAAAAACCACUUGGACCAACUGGUCCGAGAAGGGAAGCUAAAACAUCUCUUGCAUCAUUCCAGUAGCCAACAAGAGCAGACGAACAUUGAGGCAAGGCAAGGCACCUUGAGAUCGCCUAUUGACACGAUAAAUGUCAUUCUCGCUGCUCGGAACCCCAAGGAGGUCUAA
Quercus lobata is the source of this 819-nucleotide messenger RNA. RefSeq lists its product as uncharacterized. Bases 1 to 819 code for a protein of 272 amino acids. The transcript has a single exon. The record is from RefSeq and is a predicted model, not a curated record. NCBI's taxonomy places the organism in Eukaryota, Viridiplantae, Streptophyta, Magnoliopsida, Fagales, Fagaceae.